GUGCCGGUUUGCUGUGUACCGUGCGCCUAGCCGAUUCUGGGAGACUGUGCGACCUCUCUCCGCACCGAAGCGGUCAUCGCGUUUGUGUGAACCUUCUCGGAUCCGCGUGUUCCGUCGGAGAGAUAAUUACUAGUGUUCUUCCGUAUCUGGCUUCUAAGCGCCAACGUCGUGUGUGGUGUACCAGUGUUGGAAGAAUAGUGGACCAACAGUGAUCAUUCAUCGACUACUUGUAUGAUACUUCGCGUCAAAGGAAGUGGAGGCGCGUGCCGAAUUCGUGACCUUGUGUGUUACAUCGAGCACUCUGUGUGCUAGGCCCAUAGGCACUCGUAGACGCGGAGGAGCCGAUGAACUUGGCAACUGCCGCGAAGUCUCGAAAUAAGUGCAGCGUAGUGCAAGCGCCGCCACUACUGCUGGUGCUGUUGACGUAACUACAGUAUCUCUCUUCCUCCCGCUGUGCUUCCUGCGAUACCGGCGCUGGUCUUUCCGCUCUGCUUCCCUAGCGAGAGCUGUGUCUCUUUUUUUUCCUCCCCGUGGUAACCGUGUAAUGCUCUGUAGCAACUGAGUGCCGUGCGGUGUGAUGCCUGUGGAAGGCGAGACGCGGCACAUUGGACAGUCCGCAAUCGGUGCGUGUGAGGCCACCAUUGCCAAGGGCGCACUCUGAGCUAGCGUUGCGCUGCACCUGCGGCAGGUUCGGCAGUUCGUCAGUAGGAUGACGCCUGCGUCAGGCGCUGACGCGGGCCCGCAGACUGAGAAAUAAGACCUGCAGAAGCGGGCGCGCCGCUCCGAGGCAGGUGGGAUGCGGCGCUGCGGCCGGUGGAACGCCGGCCCACCAGCUGGCGCGUCGACCGAGGUCACCGUAACCACAACCACGGCCAGCAGCGGCCGCUCGGGCCGUCGGGGUCCCUGGUUCCCGCCUCGGCUGCAGUAGCGACCGCGGCAGUCACCGGCGACAUGCGGCUUCGCCCAGACAAGCUGUGCUGUCGCUACAGCGUCACCAGCGCGCUCCGGGGAGCAGUCUCCUGCUGCCGCCGGUCCAGCCUCACCUCCUCCACGCGACGAAGGAAAGCGGUUGGCAGCGACGGUUCGGAGAGGGUUCUGCGUUCGACGCCCGACUGGGGCGAGGGCGCGCUCAACGGGGACCACCUGUGGGUUCCCACAUCUGCCUCUGGGGACUUCUGCUACGUGGGCGACGCCGACUGCUCGAAACACGGCCCGCGGAUGAAGUGCGCGGCGUGCAAGAUCAUCGCGCACACGAGCUGCAUCGCGACGCUGAUGGACCGCGUGCGCUUCACGUGCAAGCCGACGUUCCGCGACGUGGGCGUGCGCCAGUACCGCGAGCACACCUCCAUCCACCACCACUGGGUCCACCGGCGCUCCCAGAAGGGCAAGUGCAAGCAGUGCGGCAAGUCGUUCCAAUCGAAGCUGUCCUUCAGCUCCAAAGAGAUUGUGGCGAUCAGCUGUUCGUGGUGCAAGACGGCCUACCACAACAAGGAGUCCUGCUUCAAUCUUCAGAAGAUUGGAGAGGAGUGUAAUCUUGGAACUCAUGCGGAGAUUGUAGUGCCUCCUUCGUGGAUUGUUAAACUGCCUCGAAGAGGAAGUUUUAAAUCCAGUUUACGAAAAUCUCCAAAGAAAAAGACUGCAAGCAAGAAAAAAAGCAAGGAGAAGAGUGACAAGGACCAAAAGACAUUUGUGAUAAAGCCAAUUCCUACAACAUCUGUGAAACCUGUGAUUGUGUUUAUUAACCCAAAGUCUGGUGGAAAUCAAGGGGCGAAACUGCUUCAGAAGUUCCAGUGGCUGUUAAAUCCCCGGCAGGUUUUUGACCUCACUCAGGGUGGACCCAAGAUGGGGCUGGAGAUGUUUCGUAAAGUUCCUAACCUGCGUGUGCUGGCGUGUGGAGGUGAUGGGACCGUAGGAUGGGUUCUAUCAAUACUCGACCAGAUAGCGAUAUCUCCAGCCCCUGCCGUUGGAGUGCUGCCACUUGGUACUGGUAAUGACCUUGCCAGGGCUCUGGGAUGGGGAGGGGGCUACACAGAUGAACCAAUUUCCAAAAUACUGGCAAAUAUUGCUGAUGGAGAAGUGGUUCAGUUGGACAGGUGGGAACUUAAAGUUGAAAAGAAUCCAGAAGCAGAAGCUAAUGAAGAAGGAAAGGAUAAUUUGCCUUUAAACGUUGUAAAUAACUAUUUCUCCCUUGGUGUUGAUGCUCAUAUAGCACUGGAAUUUCACGAGGCAAGAGAAGCACAUCCUGAGCGUUUCAACUCUCGCCUUCGGAAUAAGAUGUUCUAUGGACAAGCUGGUGGGAAAGAUCUUUUGAGGCGGAAAUGGAAAGGACUCGCAGAAUUAGUCACAUUAGAAUGUGAUGGUAAAGACAUAACUCCCAAGUUGAGGGAUCAUAAGGUCCAUGCAAUUGUGUUUCUCAACAUUCCAAGUUAUGGUGGUGGCACUCAUCCCUGGAAUCGAGCAGGAGGUAAUGUGGAACCAGCAACUGAUGAUGGCCUUAUAGAAGUUGUUGGACUCACAACAUAUCAGUUGCCUUUGCUGCAAGCUGGUGGACAUGGAACCUGUAUCACACAGUGCAAGUCUGCUCGAAUUGUUACUACCAAGACAAUACCCAUGCAGGUAGAUGGUGAAGCCUGCAAGCUCAACCCUUCAAUAAUCACCAUGACAUUAUUAAAUAAAGCCCCAAUGCUUGCCAAAAGAAGAGGUGGUAAAACAAAUGUUCAACAGACUGCCUUGGAACAGCUCAAGAUUAGUGUGUACCGAAUUAGUAUGUCAGAUUAUGAACAACACCAUUAUGACAAGGAACUAUUGAAACAAGCAGCAAUCUCCUUGGGAGUGAUAGAGGUGAAUCCAGUCUCGGACUUGGAACAAGUCAGAAAAAUGAUUAACAGGCUGCAGGAAGAUGCAACUAGCACCGCUGAAAACAACAACCAGUUUGCGAACAAACUGUCACCAGACUGGUGCUUUGUUGAUUCCUGCACUGCAGAGAGGUUUUUCCGUGUGGACCGGGCACAGGAACAUCUCCAUUAUGUUGUUGACAUAGCAACAGAAAAUCUUUAUGUUCUUGAUACUGAAACUGCAACAGUGCCUCCAACUCCAGAAGAUGAAACAGUAUUAUCUUCACCCAACGCAAAUGAACACAAACCGAUAGCAAACAAUGUCCUCAGAAUAGAAGGGGCAGGAGGAGAAACCACACCAGAGUUGAGUGAUGGAUCUCGGGAAGAUGACGGAAAGUUCGAACGUUCAUACGGAACUGGGGGCUCGCGUGAUGAUGAUGAGUCGCCCAGUUGGAGAGGGCCUAGUGAAGAAAUGCUUAAUGAAGAGCUAGCAGGUGGAAGAGUACCUCGUUCACAUUCAGAUGACAUCAUUAGUAAGCAGAAAAAGACGAGCCCAGAAGAGAAAUAUAAUAUGAGUCUUUCAUCACCAGGGGGGAAUGUUAAUUAUCUUAGCAUUCAUGAUAGACUUUUUGGAUUAAAUUUUGCUUCCUUUGGCAAUCUGCUGGAAAAAACAACAGAGGGGAUCCUAAAGGCAGCUAAAUUGGGUGAUAUAAAACUGCUCAAAAACCUGCACUCCCAGGGAUAUUCUUUGCUGUCCAUUGACUCUAAUGGACAGACGGCACUACACUAUGGUUCUAGAUAUGGCCACAAGGAUAUUGUGAAGUACCUGAUUGCAUGUGCUCCAGCAUCAAUACUCAACAUGGCAGACAAUGACAAGGGACAAACAGCAUUGCACAAAGCAGCUGCCCACAAACGCCGCAGCAUAUGCUGCAUGCUGGUAGCUGGGGGGGCCUCCCUCACCAUCCAGGAUCGACACGGCAACACACCGAGGAUGCUAGCACAGCAGGCUGAGGACCACGAGCUGGCCGCCUAUCUGGAGAGCCAGGAACAUUUCCAGUUGGUUGCUGAAGAUGUGGAGACUGUUGUCUGAGACUGUGCUAACAUUGGUUGCUCAAGACAAAAGAAACAAAUGGACCAAGAUUGUUACUAUGGCUUUGCAGAUUUAAUGAAUGUCACUGGACCAAUAAUCAUUAUGUAACUCGAACAGAACUGUGUAGCAGAACUGAAGAGUAGGAAAUUAGAAAUCUGUAUUUUAAGGCUUAGUGAUCUUCAUUUUGCAAUUAGUUUAAAGAAAAUAUAGACUAAAAGCUGAUAUUUCCGCUGUACAGACUUUUAUACAAGUGAAAAAAAACAAAACAAGAUACACAUAUAUUGUUCAUAUUAUAUGAAGAUGGAAAAAGUGCUCUGUGUAAUAUUCUUUCACUACAUUUGAGAAAUAUGUGGGUACAGUGGUUUUGUGUCAUAUAUAUUUUCAAAUCAUAUAAACUGAUCACCAGUGUAACACAGGUUCAGACAGUGAAGAUGAUGUGUCAUGUAGCACUGUCACCGAUUAUUAGCGGAUUGUGUCAACAGAAACUACAUACAGUGAUGUAAAAUAACUUGGUAGUUUAACCAUCAUAUAGAUGUUAAUAAUAUUAAAAUAGCCUGUUUUUUUCUCCAGUGUGUUCAUAAUGUUUCUCUUCUGUUUGGUUAAAUUUACAAUAAUAAGCUAGUAAUCCUGAAUUAUUUGUUGUGACCCAUUAGCAAAACACAGUGACUGUCAUUUAAUUUCACUGUGGAUUGCCACAUGUGCUUUUUUUCAUGAAGUGCGUAGUAAAUACAAGAGGAAUGAGUUCAGCUAGUCAUUUUAGGAAUUGGUCCCUAAUAUCAUUAUGUUUGGCUAUGUUAUGUGGAAUACGAAAUUGGGCUGCUGAUACUCACAAAACUUGAACCGAAGAUCCAUGAUUAGUUAGAAGUGACUAACAGAAAUUAGUUAUUGAAGUAUAAGGGAAGUUUAGCACUACUUAAAAUGAAAAGAAGGAAUAAUAAUUGUAAAGAAACAAUACUACUGUGCAUGCAUCGUAGGUAUGCUAGAAGUUACAACUGUUGAUUCGUGAGAAAAAAUGUGUGACCAAAACAUUAUAUAGACUAAAAGGAGAGGGAGAGUCAUACUAUUCGUUUGUUUGAAAUAAUUGGAAAUUACCAGCAAUAACUCAACAAUGACAGAAUUGCUGGUAAAUUGGGGCAUCAGCAAAAAUAUUUCUCUUGUUUCUCAACACAUUAAUGAGUACAUAUGUGUGGUUUUCUGUUCUGUUGUCUUGGAGCUACCUGCUGCAGUUGUACAUUAAUUAUGAAAUGCUUGAGCUGGUGCGAUAUGCAGUUCUUGGGAAGAAAGUUAUAUCAUUGAAAUCUCAUGUUGUUCAUUAAUGAAGAAUUUAAGUUGUAAAUAUUUGUACUAAAAGUAUAAAAGUUAUUUUAUAACAGGUACAUUAAUUACGGGAAGUAAAUCAGUAUAUUGAAAAGUUAUCACACUGCAUAAAAAAGACAUGAUAAAUGAAGUAGACUGUUUGGGAUGCAUGUAGUAUAGGGAUGGUAUUACUAAGGAUCUUUGGUGUAGUGAAGCAUGGUAUUUCAAGUAUUCCUUUGUAAGAAAUUGUGCACUGGAACAGUUCAACUUAAAUCUGAUUGCUUAUUGAGCACUUUAGCUGUAGUAACAGUUUGCUAUAAAAUCUGAAAGAUCUACUGGUUCCAUAGUAACUUUUUUAAGAUGAGUAAAACUGACAAAUGACAGAAAAUAUUUUUAGCUUAUGUUCCCAUAUAUUAAGCAGAUCAUCUUACAUGAUGUUAAUGACAAAAACUGAUAUUAAUGGACUAAUUUGCAAGGCACAGUUUGUUGGCAAAGUUAGUUGUUACUAAAUUGUUCAAGACUACUUUAAAAGCCAGAGAUUUAGGAUGUUUUGUUGAGAAGUAAGUAAAUUGCUUCACUUUAAUUUUAUUUGAAAUAGUUUGUAGGAACCAAAAUCUUCUCUUUUGAAGAGAAUAAUCACACAUUCCUGUUGAUAGUCAAUUUUGUGAAAUGUAAAUAUUUAUUGUUACAUCUGUUCUUGUAACAUAGGCGUAUAAAUAGAGUAUAAUAAUGCAAUGAGACACCAAACGCUUUUUGAACUCAGAGUGCAAAAUAUGUUAUCUAUUUUUACUUCUAUAUAUAUAUAUAAAUAAACUUUAGCUCUUGUACACUGUUAGAGAAUGGACUUGUUCUAUAUAAAUAAAAGAAAGAGCUAAUGGCCUUGCACCUGUUUAAAAUUAAAGUAUUCUUAUGAAGGUAGAGGAGCUUCUCAUAAUGAGUGAGAUACCAAUACAAUAAAAACAUUUUAUUACAUCCCCUCAGAAAAAUCUAAUGGGAUAAACCCAUGUAUGAAGUAGUUUCUUUGAAACCUUUAUCAUAAUUUAUAUUGUCUAAUAAUAAAUAAUCAUGAAUGCAAUGCAGAGCCAUUGGACUAUGUUAACAAUGGACUGUUUUUAGUACACUUCUGAAGAAAUUUAUAUAGUUUUUCUGAAAAGACAUGAGAAAGAACUGUAAUUUUUCUUGCUUAACUUAUCAUUUUAUUUCUGAAUUUGAUUACUGAUGACUACAUUGUUUGAAAUACCUGAAGUGUUAUCUAACUACAAUUACAAUACCUGUUUCCACAAAUAAGGAAAAUGUAUCAAUAAUUUUUUCCCUUGUUAAGUUAGCAGGCAUGGAACUAAUGCUGCAUUGUGUUGAAGUCAGAACUUCUGUAUAUAAUUGUCAAUUGUGUAAAAAAAAAUAUACUCACAUCCUAAUUGCCUUGUAAUUAUAAAUGUUUCAACUGUUUAUAUGUAUGAUUUAUACAAAAUUAGUAAAUUCUGUAAAGUUAAAAGCAAUUUUUGUGGACAACAGCGUAAAACUGUAAUAUAUGUAUACUUGUAAUUAAAUACUGUAGCACACAUCACUGUAAUACACCAGAUAUUAUUUUCAAAAUGUUAACUUAGUUGCCUUGGAAAAUACUUUUUUAAAAAUCAUCCAAUUUCUAGAGGAUUAGGCACUGCAUACAUAUGCUCAAUUUCUAUUAACUAAUGAUAGUGUCUUGAAACAGUUUAGAAAAAUACUGUAAGAAGGUAAUUUCUCUGCAACAGAGAAUUGUGCUGUAGUUGAAAGAAGUGGCACAUUUCAACAUAAAACAAAUGUUUUGUUGUUGAGAAAAUGUCAGUAUUUCAUGAAUAAUGUCUAUACAAGUGAUACAUGUCUUAAUCAUAUGUGCUUAUCAAAAAUAACUAUAGAUGGUGAGAAAAAAUGUUUUAGCCGUAUAAUUAAGGUGAACUGGAUUUUAGUUGAAAAAUCUAUAUUACUUUGUUUUAUCUUAUGGUUCAAAUGAAAGUGUAUAAUCUUUUUUCUUCUGCUAUUUCUGUACUUACAGGGGGUGCAAAUUAAUUCUGAAGCUACUUUGCUCUUUUGUAUGCAAUACGGCCAUUUUAUGAGGUUUACUCUAUUUUAAGAGGAAAUGCUUGGGAUCUAAGUUUUGUGUUCUUGUGGGUAUUUGUUAUUCUAGUCGAUUGCAACACUGUCUUGCCAAUAAGAGUCUGUUAUUUGUUUUCAUUUGCUUGUAUUUAUUUUUAUAUGGAUUUUUCUCAUUUAUGCGUUUUGCACUAUUCUUGGAUAUCUCUCAGGUAUCUAAACUUGUUUUUUUAUACUUAUAUGUUCCUUUCAUAGCCAACAAACAGCUACUAUUAAAACCAUCAUUACUGCAACCUUUUUUUUUCUUUUAAGAACAAAAAGUGAUUUCCUGCUUGGGAGUCUUAUUACCUGUUUAAUAAUCCCACUCCAGUUAGAAAAUUAUGUUGUGCUUCAUGAUGAUGACUAAUCUAAUAUUCUUAACAAAAUUGCCUUACGUUGCAUUCAAAAGAGAAGUUGAGAAGGUACUGUUAUUUGCAAAAUUAAAACAAACAAGUUCUAACUGUAUGGAUAUGAGGAGUAGAAUAGCUUUUUGAGACUAACACAUGUAUCACUUGUGUAAACAAAUUAUGAAUAUAAUGUGUGUUUCCUUUAAAAGAGAAAAAUAUAGUGCAAAGAAGUCUGUAUUGUGUGUGUAAUUCAGAAAGUGUGCAAGUUUAUAUAAUAAUAGAAACUGCUGUACUAUCAGUAAACAGAAGCUGUAUUUUAUACCUGUAAAUAAUUGUUAGUAUGAUUGACUAGUAAUUAUUGUGCUUGAUGUUUAUGUGAUGCUGCUGACCUGUCGAUAUUUCUCCUAUCAGGGUUUUUUUAUCUUGAUACACAGAAAUGCUAUAUAAUCUGUAUCCACUAUUUACAGAAGUGUAAUACUUCUAAGAUAUUAUUUUUCUAGGAAUCUAUGAAACUAAACUCUUUAACAUAUUGUCUAUAAAUCUGAAUUUUUAAACAUUGUACAAGAACUGUAACCAAGCUUAAAAUAAUAUGCAAAAGUUCUGGCAGUUUGUUAUCCUUUUUUUUUUUUU
Molecule: messenger RNA, 8303 nt
Organism: Schistocerca nitens (vagrant locust)
Lineage: Eukaryota; Metazoa; Arthropoda; Insecta; Orthoptera; Acrididae
Gene: rdgA
Product: eye-specific diacylglycerol kinase
Exons: 20
Coding region: 952-3924 (990 amino acids)
Biological process (GO): lipid phosphorylation; intracellular signal transduction; diacylglycerol metabolic process
Molecular function (GO): protein binding; ATP-dependent diacylglycerol kinase activity
Source: RefSeq, a predicted model, not a curated record